Molecule: messenger RNA, 4644 nt
Organism: Cydia amplana
Lineage: Eukaryota; Metazoa; Arthropoda; Insecta; Lepidoptera; Tortricidae
Exons: 7
Coding region: 56-4618 (1520 amino acids)
Biological process (GO): 5S class rRNA transcription by RNA polymerase III; transcription initiation at RNA polymerase III promoter
Cellular component (GO): transcription factor TFIIIC complex
Molecular function (GO): DNA binding
Source: RefSeq, a predicted model, not a curated record
AUGUUAUUUACUUAUUAUUUGUUUUCGUGUUAGAUUCUUUAAGGAUAAUUUCAAAAUGUCUAACAUUGUACAAAGUACGGCAUUUGACUACAAACAAAUAAUAAUUGACGAAAUAGCCUUAGACGGACUCUCGGGCAUAAGUUUCAAUCAAUUAUGGAAACACAUGGAAAAACGAAUUUCCGCACCAGUUACGGAGAAAAUGAAGGCUCGCUUCUGGCAGUUUAUUAGUAACUGUAGCUGUAUAACAUUCUACGAAGUUCCAGAGCCCGCCCCAUUCAUAGAAAUAGUGGACAGGUUCAUGAUCGUUGAUGAACUUUCUGGACAUCUUAUAGACCCUGAAAAUUACUUAGAUGGACCUUAUGAAUACUGCCCAGUGGAAAACAAUUUUGGGUCCUGCAAUAAUUACAGUACCAGAAAGGAGAUUCCCAAAGACCAACUACAGGCUUUAAGUUACGAAAAAGUUUUGACGGAAUAUGGUGACACUAUGAUUAUGGUAGCAAGUGCAGGACAAAGAUGGAAAGCAUUGGCAUCUCACAUGCCGGAAACAGUGCGAGCGCAGCUAACACCGGUACAUUAUUGCAUUCUGGAGUUAGUGGGCAAAGCUAGAGAUAAUGGACAAAUGACAGUGGGCAAAACAAACUUAACAAAAAUUGUUAAAGAAUCCAAAUUGCUCUUUUACAACCGAAAACAUCUGCAGAGCCUUGGUUUGAUUCAAGUGGCAUGCUUGACCAUUAAAAUACAAGGCAAAGGCAUAAAAAGCAUAAUUCUCAGGUUGAAAAGAUUCCACAGACCAACCAUAAUGUCUUUGCCAAAAGUUGGUAAACUUUUUAAAGUGAUAGAUUAUUUGAAGCAGCAACCGGAAUAUUGCGAAAAAACUGAUGUCAUUAUAUCAAAAGGAUUUAUCACUCAGCAGAAUAGCAGAAGGUUGCAGAAGACUAUUAAUGUGUUUAAAUUUGACGAGAAAUUAGUGCAACCUUAUCCUACCAAUAAAAAAGGGAAAGCAGGUAUUGCAGUCAAGAGAAGGUUUAUAUCCCUCGUCUCAAAAAGCGACGAGUCCUCACAGUCUGAAGACGAAGAUAACGUUGACACCCUCGAGUGUCAGUAUAAGAUUGGUGUAGACUUGCUACGUCAAGCCUAUGAAAGGCUGCUGGAGGCGGGACUUAAAGGCUUGACACAAAUUGAGCUGUCGCAGUUGUUGGGGGUGGAGUUUUACACUAGUCGCUCCAUAUGUCGGAUAUUUAAAGCGAGGCAUAUUAUCAGAGAGUACCUGGAAGAUAAGGGGAAACAAAGGACAGCUAGGUACUAUGCUAUUGCUGCAGCCACUACCGAAAUGGAUCAGAAAUAUGAAGAGGAAAAGAAUAAGCUCUUGAAAUACAUUAAUGACACUAAACGUAAGGUUGAAAAAUCAUCCAACAAAGAAAACCCCGAGCAGGAUGAGGAUGAGAUACCUCUUAAAAAGAUCAAAUUGUCCAAAGAAGCUGCGAAUGAGGAAGCUUCAACAUCUACUAACAUUGACAAUGAAGUUACUGAAAUCAAAGUAUUAGACGGCUUGGAAAAUUUCAACAGUGAGUCACUAUUGUUCUCGAAAAAGAAUCCUACGCUCAGACAGUUGAAGUUUGCUAACGGACUCCUCAAAAUUACCAGAGAAAAGCUUGCAGUGUCAGGCUAUCAGACAUUAAGCAGUCUCGUCGCAAAAGAAUCUGGAGAACCACCAUUAGACACUAAAGCUCUCAAAAUCUUUGUGCAAAAGUUAGUAACUGAUGGUCAAUUGAAACUCAUGAAAAUAAAGUGGCCAACGGGUCCAGUUAAGCAUUCCAUCCUCAUCUGUGCUCCGCAUGUCAAAUGCACUGAUCCAAUCAUUAAACAAAAGCAGAAAGAGAUAGAGAUUAGAGCAUUCACAAAUAACAAGGUCAAAAAAGAAACCAUAGAACCGACUCACAGGCCAAUCUCACAGUACGCUUACCCCAGAUACAUGAAAAUUCAACUAUUGCACGAAUUUCUGUUCCAACUAAUUUAUUGCAGCGAUGUAAAAAUCGAAUAUCACCUGUCACCUGGAUUUGCCUCUCUAGUUAAUGUAAUUCCUGAAAUCAGCAUAGAAUUCGCAAUAGGUAACAUAAGCAACAGCGCUAUGUCAGAAAUCGCUCAUCUGAAAGUAGAACAUGAAUAUCUGCAACUGAAACUUCGGGAGGCGCCAGCGGAGUUGUACCAAGUGCUGCUGCAGUCCAAGAGUUUACAGGCUUCCAUCAGAACCAAUCUAAAAGUCCUGGCUAUGCUGGGCCUCAUACAGUUGAUUAUUCAACCGUCAGCCACUGCCACCGAGGUCGGGGUGGUGCCUACUCUAUCAAGCUACUCUUUCUACCUCAACAGGACAGCAAAAGUAAUCGACACGACGGGCACGUGGCCGAGAGCAGAUGCCGACAAGGAAAGCUUGGAAAAGACAUUUUACUUUGAAACAAUGGACGACGUCAAGAAAUACUGGAAUGAAGUUUACGAAAUUAGUACCCACACCACCAUAGAGUACGCAGAUCGGGGGCGCAAAAAACUGGAACCUCCCGUGAGAAAAGUAGACGAAGUGCAACAAUAUGACAACGGAGAGAUAUUCGGUGACGGCGCGGGGCCCUGCGGCUUCGACUCCUGCUUCUACAUGGACCUUUCGCGUUUCUGGAAGGCAUUCUACAUCCGCAUCAUCAAAAACAAACCGAUUAAAAAACACGAAUCUAAACCAACCCGUAAGAGGAAAAUUGUGCCUGAGAAAAAACCACCAAAGAAGAUCGUAAAAAUUAGAAAGAAGAGACAGAUGAAACCUCGAGAUGAAUUGCAUCCCAAAAUCAAAGUGCCACAAAGGAGGUCCGCCGACCCUGCAGUCAAAUGGAGCGCAUGGGAGGAUACGAUAAUAAACAUGUGCAAAGUUGCCAUAACGAUCUUGAGUCCUGUUGCGCAGCCUGGUUGUCUGAAAGUGCGUAAUACGGCAGCGAGGGAUCUUUUAGCCAUCUUUGAUCCAAAGAAGAUCGGCAGUGUUUGUCACAGGAGGGCGAAUGCUCUCGAAGCAAACAUGACCCUUCAACAUGAGAAAGAAUGCUUGAUCAACGAAUUGAGGCGACGUCGUGACCUGUUGGUGCAAUACGAAGGCCUAUGGAAGAAGCUCAGAAUUAAACAUUGUACGAAUAUGACGAAGUUUAUUAACGAAGCCCGGAUCCCGAUGUUCGAGCUGGUGUGGCUCAUAAACCAGUUAGUACAGAAUAAAUCUCACCUGAAAAGAGUGCCGUGCGUUGCGAUGGACAUCCAAGAUUUCCAUAAAAAGUACAUAAUCUCGGCCACUACCGCGAACAAUGCGUGCAAUAUUUAUAGGGCAGGGAAUGACAAUCUCGACCUUACCUUGGUAAAAGAAACCAUUAUACUGACAUUGAUGGAAAAUUUGAACACCACCCCAACAACAGAAAAUGGUAAGAAGGUUUUCGCGAUUUUGAAAGAAUUUCCCGAGCGAACAUUGAGAAUUGGUUUAGACCAAUUGCGGAAAAGUGGUGCGGUGGCCUGCAUUAACAAAGUGCUGAAUUACCACCUCCAUCGACUGGAUAUCCAGGAUUCUGUGCAGGCCUCGUAUAAGAUAUCAGCGGCCUAUAUGCGCAGAUGGAUCAACAGACAGAACACGGAGUUUUCUGACCUCUUAGCUGAUGUCCUAGACUCCAACCUGCCCCGGAAUCAAAUAAAAGCCUCGCCCGAGGUCAACUGCAUGCUGUGCGAGUUCCAGUCUUGUGGGUUGCUGGAAAUAAUUUCGGUGACUCUGCCCGUGAUCACGGGGCCGUCGGGAUCUAUAAUACACGAACAGCAACUCAAUGUGUUGGACAUAGAAAUGAAGUUCAAAUUGAAAUCUGGAAUUGUGGGAUGGAAGAAAACUGCUGAAUUCGAACACUUUACCGAUCAUUUUGACAUGCCUCUAGAAGAUCUACCCCAAAUUCUGCAAAGGCAAGGUAUACUGCCGGAGGCAAACAAUAAUGAAAACACAAAUGAUAAAAUUGUAAGACACUUGAAAAACAAAGGUGAAAAAGGCGCGCUAUUAAGCGAAUUACUGGCUGAAGUCGAACACGACAGCUCUGCCCUUACCAAGCUCCUAGAAAACCUACAAUCCAAGAACAUAAUAACGCAAGUGGGAUACUAUGAGAACCGAAUAAUACUAACAGAGUUUGCCAAGCCCUGGACCAUCGAACUAGAUGACAACCUUGUGAUACCAACGCCAUGGCGGACUUUGAGCGGCGAUGUUCGAUACGACGUCUUCUUUAAAUGGUGCGGCGUCGUCAUUAAUAAAGUAUUCGAACUGCCUGCAUGCACCAUAGCAUUCCUAUCUCACUCGUACGAAUACCUCACCACCAGAGCUGUUCAAGAAAUUUGUACGUUCUUAGAAAAGUGCCGAUGCGUGGAACUAAAAGUGUUAAGGACUCCUGCGCUUGACUUGUUCUCGGAAGACGAGCCUUCAAAGUUCACCGAGUACAACCCGUUCGAAGCGCCUGAAGAUAUUUACGUGUAUCCAGUGAAGGACUCUUUGACGAAAUAUGCAUUUGUUCGGAAAAUAUUGUUAUUAAACCAACCUAAAGAAGUAAACCAAGUAACAGUUUCAAGUUAAGGUACCAGUGCUAGUUUGUAAAUUUG